This is a messenger RNA of Penicillium malachiteum, 2358 nucleotides long. Its product is annotated as WD40 repeat domain-containing protein. The transcript has 3 exons. The record is from RefSeq and is a predicted model, not a curated record. Bases 1 to 2358 code for a protein of 785 amino acids. Lineage: Eukaryota; Fungi; Ascomycota; Eurotiomycetes; Eurotiales; Aspergillaceae. Gene Ontology annotation, molecular function: protein binding.
AUGUCAGCCGUUGAGUUCCAUGGGAGAAAUGAUGAACUUCAGAUUGGGACCAACCAAGGGUCGAUUCGAAUUAACGCAUUUUAUACACAAGGACAUGCUACUGAAGACAUCGAUCGGAUGUGCCUCCAAAACCUUCGUUGCCCAGACUCUCUAGCCGUGAAAACCCGCUUGAAGUUGGCCAAGGACAGAUUACUCUGUCAAUCAUUUGAGUGGGUUCUCCAGGACCCGCAAUACCGUACUUGGCGACAUGGGAAUAAUUUCUGUCUUCUCUGGAUCAAGGGUGGUGCUGGGAAAGGGAAAACAAUGAUGUUGAUCGGGCUUACAGAAGUACUCUCAAAGAGAUAUGAUACAUCUACUGUGGUGACAUAUUUCUUUUUCCGAAAUGCCGAUAGUGAACUGAACACCCUAGAGUCGGUCAUCAAAGCCUUGAUUCUAAGAUUGAUAAGCCAGCGAGUUGAACUGAAAGACUCUUUGCGAUGUCGAUGGGACCCUCAGAACGACCGUUUCAGCGAGGACGUUAGCUCAUGGCGAGGGUUGUGGGAUAUCCUUUGGGAGAUGUUAGACCAGUGUGAUUGCUUAAGGGUAUAUGUCAUUAUGGAUGCCCUUGAUGAGUGCCAAGAUAGCGGUAUGGUCAACUUCUUGAAACUCAUUAUCCGAAAUGGUCUUGAUCAGCCUACUAAAAUCAAAUGGCUCCUGACAAGCCGGCCAUUAGAAGCUGCAGAGCGCACAUUAUUAGCUGGACAUAAGCAAAUGCAAGUCAGUUUGGAGCUCAACCUCGAACAUAUCUCUCAAUCCGUGCAGACCUAUAUCUCCUACAAAGUUGAUGAGCUGAACCUUCGAAACAGAUACGGAGAGGUACUUAUGAGAAGAUUGAAAACUGAACUUUUUGCGAAAGCCGAGCGCACCUUUCUAUGGGUGAGUCUGGUAUGCAAGAGGCUUGAGGAUAUCUGCGUAGAUGAAGCCUUAGCCACUAUUCAAGAUUUACCACCUGGGCUAGACCUUUUUUACGAUCGAAUUUUGAAUCAGCUUUGCGAAGGCCAGCCAGAUGAAGUCCAUAAUUAUCUGCGGCUACUGAAGGCAAUGAUGCUCAUAUACCAACUUUUGAAAAUAGAAGAAGUUCCCAGUGUGACUGGUCUAUCCAGUGGAGAUGAUAUAAUCAAGUUAUUAGUUAAUCAUUAUGCAUCUUUCGUCAGAAUACAGGGAAACACCAUUGAAUUCGUCCAUCAAUCCGCUCGAGAUUAUCUAGCAGAGGAGAACGGAUUGGCCAUACUUGACUCGCAUGGUCACUAUGAAUAUUAUAAUAUUGUUAUUGGCUGUCUAUUUUACUUAAGUGAACAGCUAAAAGUCAAUCUUAUAGACCUACGACGACCUAAUGAUUCGACCAACAAGUUUGCAAAAUCACUGAAAAGCACGAGGAAAAGCGUUCUACUACUAUCUUAUCUUAACUAUGCAACAACAUUUUGGGUACAACAUCUCCAGAAAGUCCCACCAAGGGCUAUAUCGCAAAGCAGAGUUUUUGAGGAAGGGCCGGUUGGGAUAUUUCCAAAGACCAAGCUUUUGGAAUGGCUGGAAUGCUUCAGCCUAUUAGAUAGGCUCCCCAAAGCUAUUAAUUUGAUCAAAGCCCUACAUGAUAUGACCAAGGAGGAUUCUUCGGCUUUGGCACUUAUGCAAGACGCUACACGUUUUCUGCUACGGCAUUACUAUAAUAUGGCUCGUUGGCCGUUACAGGUCUAUAGCUCUGCUCUUAUCUUCAGUCCUGAAACAUGUAUUGUGAGGUUAAGAAACCUGGACAAAAUUCCACAAUAUUUCCAAAGUUUUCCAAAGACUGAGAGCACCUGGACUUCUCUCAUACAGACACUAGAAGGCCACUCAGGCUGGGUCCAGACUGUGGCGUUUUCUCCAGAUGGCAAGCAGAUCGCGUCAGGGUCUAGUGAUAACACCAUCAAGCUUUGGGAUAUUGUAAAGUCUCACAAAACCUCAAAAUUUCUGGGCCGUCGUUUGGGUAGUCGUCUCAAGCUCCGACCACAAAGACAAAUCGAAACAUCGGGGCCGGUGUUCAACCUCAAAUUCUCUGAAGAUAAUCUAUACCUCAUCACAGGUACUGAACGAAUGAGGCUUAAAGAUGCUGUGAUAGAAGACCACAAAAACCGUCCACAUUCCUUACAGACUUUCAUUAUGAAAGAUCAGUGGAUAUUUUAUGGAGUGAUGCCAUUUCUUCGGCUAUCAUCAGAUAUACAGCUAGCAUGCUAUGAUUCGCGAGAUGAUAAAGUAGCUAUUGGAUUGACAAAUGGUCAAGUAUUAAGGUUUGAACUCGACCGAACUACUCUGCAUUCUAUGUUAGCGCCAUGGGCGGUCUAA